Molecule: messenger RNA, 1844 nt
Organism: Aspergillus saccharolyticus JOP 1030-1
Lineage: Eukaryota; Fungi; Ascomycota; Eurotiomycetes; Eurotiales; Aspergillaceae
Product: Arabinanase/levansucrase/invertase
Exons: 5
Coding region: 359-1792 (477 amino acids)
Biological process (GO): carbohydrate metabolic process
Molecular function (GO): hydrolase activity, hydrolyzing O-glycosyl compounds
Source: RefSeq, a predicted model, not a curated record
CUGGUAGCCCCAAUGCACAAAGUCUGGCAAUGAUCACCCGCUGGCAGUGCAGAUCGAGAAAAAAGUCCAACCAACCCAUGUGAUGCUGUGCUCCGAUGGGAGAGACUAGAAUGCUUAAUUAGCAUUACUCGAUCACAUUAAGCUAGUUACCACCAUUACAGUUUCGAUUGUUGCACCGUCUGGCGUUCAUCGGUGGCAUAUCGGCCAAUUCAGGGUCGCACCUUGCACCUGGCACAUAUAGCUAGCCAGCAGCAUCAGCAGCAGCAGUUACUAAGGUGCAGACUCUGUUCUAUUCUGAUCUGCACCACGUCAGCUGCUGCUCAAGAUCAAUGAGUGCAAUGUGCAAUAAACUUGCAAGAUGAACACCACCGUCCCCCGGCCACGCCUCUUAAGCAGGGGCUCGACAUACUCGGAAUUCGACGAGGAGCGGAGCAAUAGACCACCACCACCACGGUUCCUCUCGCGCUUCUCUGUACGCCAGACCAUCCGCAGUCUGGCUGUCUUGACGGUACUUUUAUUGCUCUUAUACACCUUACGCGGCUCCUUUCGCUCCACGCCACCAUUCCCAACCGACACAGCUGCUAGCAGCCAAGCCGAUUCCACCACGAGCGACCACCGCCCUGAAGCCGAAGCCGAAGGUGAAGCAGAAGCAUCACCUCCCCUCUACCCCUCCACCAACCCAACAGACCUUCACAUCCACGACCCCAGCAUCAUCGUCACAUACGCUUCCCCCGACUCGAAAACAAGAACAUACUACGCCUACGGCUCCGGCCCACACAUCCCGAUCCACACCGCCCCCUCCCUCGCCGGGCCGUGGAAGCAUGUCGGCACCGUCCUCACGCAAGACAGCCGCCUGCCGAUCGGCGACCGCAAGGCCCCCUGGGCGCCGACCGUGCUCCACCACAACGGCACGUACUAUUGCUACUACGCGACCAGCCACAGCGGGUGCCGCCGCAGCGCCAUCGGGGUCGCAACCGCAGCGCACCCGGGCCCGGGGGCGUGGACGGACGGGGAGACCCCGAUCGUUCGGUCCGGGGUUGGGAAGGGGAGUGCGUUGUAUCCGUUAGAUCGCGCGAAUGCGAUUGACGUGAGUGUUUUGGUGGUUCCCGAGGCAGCAGCUGAAGGGGAGAGCCAACCCAGAGAACAAGAAAAGCAGCACACUCCUCAGGACCCAACCCAAAACCAACCCCCAGACAACACAAUCCCAGACAAGUAUAACGCCUACAUCACCUUCGGCUCCUUCUGGACCGGCAUCUGGCAACUUCCAUUAACACCCACCCUCCUCUCAACCGACUACACCGGCAACAGCGAAGUGCGCCACCUCGCCCACGAACCGCGCGCCAUCCACCCCCCGAACAAAAAGUCCAACGGGCUCUGCGGCGACCCGACGGGCAUGCAUCCCGUGGAGGGGCCCUUCAUCUCCUUCCGCGCGCCGUGGUAUUAUCUCUGGUUCAGCUGGGGGAAGUGCUGUGGGUUUCAAGCGGAGAAGUUGCCCAAGGCGGGGUUGGAGUAUAGUAUCCGCGUCGGCCGGUCGAAGAGUCCCCGGGGUCCGUUUGUCGAUAAGAAUGGAAUCGAUCUGGUUGCGGGCGGGGGCGAGAUUGUCUACGCGUCAACCGGGGAGGUGUAUGCGCCCGGCGGGCAGGGGAUCUUGGUGCAGGAGGAUGGGAAGGGAGGGGAGGAGGAUGUGCUUUAUUAUCAUUAUCUGAAUAAGACAGUCGGGUAUGACUUCCAUGACGCGCAGUUGGGAUACAAUAUCUUGACGUAUAUUGAUGGCUGGCCGGUUCCAGUCUAGAUAAAGGGGUUUAUUAGGGUGGCGCCGGGUGCUCGUUUCUUUUCCUGUGGAU